This is a messenger RNA of Cherax quadricarinatus, 3544 nucleotides long. Lineage: Eukaryota; Metazoa; Arthropoda; Malacostraca; Decapoda; Parastacidae. The record is from RefSeq and is a predicted model, not a curated record.
UUAAAAAUUAUGAUUAUGAUUAUAACCAUUUGUUACCUCGUCCCCUGCCUACCUUUCAUCAACAAGUUUACCCUCUAUGGUGUUGCAGGUGUGGGCAGCUGUCUUAUCUUCACACUCGGCAUCCCUUACCUGGACGAUGCUGUUAGCAAGCAAGAGUCACCUCUCUACCUUGCUGUGAUCACUUCCAUGGGUGUGUUUGGUCCCCUGCUGGGUCUGUCUCUCUCAGACCUUACACUCGCCCUCUACGUCUACCCUGCCCAACAACAUGGUAUAAGUGUAGAGGACCCACGAUGGAUCGGUGCCUGGUGGCUGGGACAACUGGUGCUGGCACUGUUGAUGUUGACACUAGCAUCUCUCCUCUUGUUCUACCCCAGAAGUCUGAGUAAGGAGGAGGUGUGCGAGAGAGCACCUCAGUGUGUUGCGCCCACCCAUCAUAGUUUAGAUGAGCACCACAUGCUGGAAGAAAUGGUGAGGACAUCAGUAGUACCCUGCGACACCCCAGCACGCAAGGUCUACCACACACCACCUGCACCACCAUUACCACUACCUCCUCCAGCACCACCAGAUGAUGCAGUAGUCACAGACGAUGAUUGUAGCGUGGAAGAGAGAGAAACAGUAAGAGACUACGUUAUGGAUGAGCGAGACAGCGGGUACUCCAUGGAGCUGGAGACCGUGGAUGUGGUGGAAGAAAAAGGUAGUCAGUAUGCCAUGGACGCGGACCACAGUCACUCCCACCACAACACACUUGAGGAAGAUUUGCAGAAAAAUGACAGUACCACUCACCAGGAGAUACAAAAUGGCAUUAAAGGUAUUUGCUACCACUAUUCGACCCGUAUGGGUUUGGCGCAUCCCCAUGAAUAUAAAACUACUGAGGAGCUAGUUGUAAAACCAUCGUGUUGUAAUGCGUGGCUGAGUGGUGCCAGUAUCUGCGGUACCUCGUCCGCCAUCGUGGGCGUGGGUGUGGGCGGGGUGUGGGUGAGGCGGUGUCACCCACGAGCCAGGACGUUGGCGCUAGUGAUGGCCGCCUGUACUGCUCUCCACGCAGCCUCCAUAUUCUCUCUCAUGUUUAUAUCCUGCGGGUUUGAUGCCGAUCUUCCCGGCAUUAUGUCUCCAGACUUCCGGAGCGUGGAACUUCAUCGUGGGUGUAGUGAAGGAUGCAAGUGUGUAACAGCAGAGAUGUCACCAGUGUGUGUGCGUGAUGGACCCAUCACACUGUCUUACUACUCACCAUGUCACGCUGGGUGUCCCCAUCCCACCAACCAAGACAACCUCACCAACUGCACGUGUGGAAGUGCAGCUGCCCAGAUAACUCGGGGAUAUUGCCGGGACAAGUGUUCAAUUUUUGUGCUGUACAAUGUGGUUAACUGCAUCACCAAGUCUCUUCUCUCAGUAACCAUCAUCGGCAGCCUCCUCAUUACACUAAGAUGUGUUGGGAAGCAGGAUAAGCCAGCAGCACUAGGUCUCAAGAGCACUGUUAUGUCACUGGCUGCUCUGGUCACCCCACUGGUGUCAGGCUCUAUUAUUGACUCUGCUUGUCUUGUAUGGAAGGAAGCCUGUGACGUCCAAACCUCCUGCUCCCUCUAUAACACCAUUGACUUUGGGCACAAGUUCCAUGGGCUGACCAGUGUGGUGUUUGCACUGAGUACCAUCUUCACACUGCUGGUCUCCAAGCAUGUUAGAGAUCUGGAACUUCUGGAAGAUGCUCCAUACAACUUACCCACAUUCUCCUUCUUUGAUGCUGGGGUAAGCAGCAGUCCCAGUAUACGCAGAAGCUUCCGCAAGAUGUCUAGGCUGGCAUCAGGAAGAAGGUCGUCGGGGAAGUGGAAGGUGCCAACAAUGACGUCCAGUCAGACAUGGGGGGGAGAACUUCAAGUCAUACGACAACAAGAUGUGAGAAAUGAUGAUGAUGGCAGUGAUGUAGACACACAACCCACAGUAUCUGUGCUCAAACCUAAUAUCUUGCCAUCACUCAUUAUGAAGACCACAAAUGUAUAGUUAUUGUGUGAAGCUUUAAAGCCGUGUGGAGGAAGGUCAAUCCUCUGUCCUCUAAUUGUGAGACAAAUGUUACUCUGGCAGCUGGACUUUACCUGCAAAUAUAUAGUUAAUCUUUGUAGAAAAGUUUGCAGUUAUGUUUUAGUGCAGUAACAAUUAUUGGGUUAAGACUGCUAGUCUAGUACACUAUUAAACUCAUAUUUGCCAUAAGAUUUUUUGCAAGCAUUCCUAGCACUGGGAAGAAUCUUGCCUUUUACAAAAGUUCCCUAUAUUACGAUGUCUGUUGGGUAAUGGUAGAUUUUUUUUUUUAAUAUAACUGAAAAGUUUAUGUAAAAGAUCUUGAAAAUACUAGAUGAUAGUGUUGGGUACAAUAAAGUGCAAAUGUAGAAAUUUAAUGGAGAAUGGUGUUAUUCAAUAGAAAAUAGUAAUUUUUCUGAGAGGCAAAUUAUGUGAUUGUAUUUAAAUUAUUAGCUGACGAGGUAGUGGAAAGGUGAAGCAGUGAUUGCAGUAAAUUUAUUAAUUAUUAGCAAGACUCCUCCUUAUAUGUUAAGUAAAUUGACACGUGCAGUGACAGUUACUGCAGCUAUGUUUCACUUUCCAACUUGAACAAAGCUCCUGGUGAGCAAAUGUAACCAGUGUCUCUGUUUCAUGCAUGUCCUAACAUGCCUUUAUAAUACAGUGGAACCUUGGCUUACAAAUGCCCCACCAUUCGAAUUUUUCAGGAUAUGAACCAUCGUUCAGUCAAUGUUUUGUUUCUGGAUACAAACGAAAUUUCAGGAUGCGAACUUCCCCUCAAGGAAGGUUCCUUAAAUGAAUAAAUAAAUAAUUUUAUUUCUUUGCAAAGAUUACAAUAUGUGUUUACGUAUCAUAAUAUGAUUCAAGCAAAGAAAGCCACUAUCAUGCUGAGGCAUUUCGGGGAGACUUAACCUAAUACUAAUAGACUACUUAUGUCUAGACAGGUGAAAAGUGUACUAGUAGUGGUUACCAAUGUUUUGCUGAUGGUGGCGCCAACUACUGGCAGCCUUUUGAAGUUUCUCCUUACUGUAAUUAUUAUUGUUAUAAUAUUAUUAUUAAUAGUAUGUACGUGGUGAUGGGCUCUCGAUCUAGGGAAUUGAAUCUGCUCCAGUUCCCUAAAUUAAUAAUAAUUAUAAUAAUACGUACGCACUAAGAACAGGAAUAAUUAUAACAGUAAUAAUACAAUAUAAUAUGUUGUCAUUUUUAGACAUUUUUUGUAAUUUUUUUUUUCAUAUUUUUGUGCCAAAUGCUUCAAAAUACAAAUUGGUAACUGUCUGGGUGACUGUAGGUACUGCUAGACCACAGCUAUCUCAGUGCCAACCAAGGGUCAAAAGGAUGAGGAGGUGUGCUGCUCUGAGUGACCAUAGCAGACCCUUGGGAUGCGUAGUUUUGUCUUAUAUUGUACAAAUUUCUUACACAAUGCCUCACCCAAAGAGACAGUAUUCGCAUACAAUCAGCAAGAAGCUCAGGAAGCAAUUAGAAACUAUGAAAACAGCUAGAGAAACGAAGAAGGCAGCUGGCCACCACCACCACCACU